This is a messenger RNA of Acomys russatus (golden spiny mouse), 604 nucleotides long. RefSeq names its product CD70 molecule (gene Cd70). The transcript is spliced from 2 exons. Gene Ontology annotation, molecular function: tumor necrosis factor receptor binding. Bases 79 to 597 code for a protein of 172 amino acids. Lineage: Eukaryota; Metazoa; Chordata; Mammalia; Rodentia; Muridae. The record is from RefSeq and is a predicted model, not a curated record. Gene Ontology annotation, biological process: tumor necrosis factor-mediated signaling pathway; immune response. Gene Ontology annotation, cellular component: extracellular exosome; plasma membrane.
GCCUCUAUAAAAACUUUACAGCAAAGAAAGAUCAAUGAAAACAAACAAAAAAAAAAAUCUCAAAGUGGGCCAGCGGGGAUGCAGGAUGGACAGAAGCCAGCAGACGCAAGGACCAGGAGAGUCUCUAAAGUCCCAAACUCUAAUGUGCUUUCUCUGGUUUCCGGUCUUUUCUUCCAGGCCCACAUAGCUGAGUUACAACUGAAUUUCACAGGUCCUCGGAAGGACCCCACACUGCAGUGGGUGGCCGGCCCAGCCCUGGGAAGAUCCUUCAUUCAGGGACCAGGCUUGGAGAAGGGACAACUUCUCAUCCAUCGUGAUGGCAUCUACAGGCUGCAUAUCCAGGUGACGCUGGCCAACUGCUCUUCCGAAUGCAGCACCACGCUGCACAGGGCCACCCUGACUGUGGGCAUCUGCUCCCCCUCGGGGCACAGUAUCAGCUUGCUGCGUCGGAGCUUCGGACAGGACUGCACCAUGGCACUGCAGCGCCUAACUCGCCUGGCCCACGGGGACGUCCUCUGUGCCAACCUCACCCUGCCUCUGCUGCCGUCCCGCAAUGCUGACGAGACGUUCUUUGGCAUUCAGUGGGUGUACCCUUGACCACAAC